AUGAUUCUGGGGGUUCAUGGGUCAGCCAGCCCAGCACGAUUGUUAAAUUUCAGUCUAGAGCCCAAACAGCAGAAGCCCCGCUUCACAGGCCCUCCCCUGCUGCAGAGGGACUCUACCCCCUUUCCUAAGAACAGUCUCACCUCAGUCACCUUGCUACCCUCCUCUGCCCCAAAAGCUAGAGAACAACGGACUGUCUUCCACUGUCACUGUGAAUGCCAUGAGGGGUGGCUGGAGCCUUUGCUGCAGAGGAUCCAUGAGAAGGAGUCAGCAGUGGUGUGCCCCGUUAUUGAUGUGAUUGACUGGAACACCUUCGAGUACCUGGGCAACUCCGGGGAGCCCCAGAUUGGAGGUUUUGACUGGCGGCUGAUAUUCACGUGGCACGUGGUUCCCCAACGAGAGCAGGAAUUGAUGUGGUCCCCUAUCGAUGUCAUCAGGUCUCCAACAAUGGCUGGAGGGCUGUUUGCUGUGAGUAAGAGAUAUUUUGAAUAUCUGGGGCCUUAUGAUAUAGGAAUGGAAGUCUGGGGAGGAGAAAACUUUAGGAUCUGGCAGUGUGGUGGCACUCUGGAAACACAUCCCUGCUCUCACGUAGGCCAUGUUUUCCCUAAGCAAGCUCCCUAUUCGCGCAGCAAGGCCCUGGCCAAUAGUGUCCGAGCUGCGAAAGUGUGGAUGGAUGAAUUUAAAGAACUCUACUACCACCGCAAUCCCCGGGCCCGCCUGGAACCUUUUGGGGAUGUGACAGACAGGAAGAAGCUUCGGGCCAAGCUCCAGUAUAAAAACUUCUGGUGGUUCCUGGAGACAGUGUACCCAGAACUGCAUGUGCCGGAGGACAGGCCUGGCUUCUUCGGAAUGCUCCAGAACAAAGGACUCAGAGGGUACUGCCUUGACUAUAACCCUCCUAAUAAAAACCAAGUUGAUGGCCACCAGGUCCUUUUGUACCUCUGUCAUGGGAUGGGGCAGCACCAGUUUUUCGAGUAUAUAUCCCAGCCUGAGGCCUGCUUAGCUGUGGAGGAAAAGAAGGAUGUCCUUGUCAUGCAUCUCUGCAGUGACACCAUCCCAGAGAAUCAGGAGUUCAUCCUACACGAGGACGGCACUUUAGUUCACAAGCAGACCAGGAAAUGUGUCAAAGCCACAAAGAAGGAGCACUCCAAAGGGCAGGGUCAGGAGAUGGAACACGGGAGAGACUGGAAUUACUGUGUGGGUGCUGAAAAGAGGAGAGUCAGUGCAGCAGCAAGUCUGCCCCUGAGUGACUCUGAGAAGGUGGACUUGAGCCUGGAGAUAGCUGGGAGAUUGAGAAGGGACACGUGGCUUAACUCCGGAGCAGCUUAUAUCAAGGCAAUGGGAUAG
This is a messenger RNA of Phodopus roborovskii (desert hamster), 1344 nucleotides long. RefSeq names its product polypeptide N-acetylgalactosaminyltransferase 12-like. Lineage: Eukaryota; Metazoa; Chordata; Mammalia; Rodentia; Cricetidae. Gene Ontology annotation, cellular component: Golgi apparatus. The record is from RefSeq and is a predicted model, not a curated record.